AUUUAUUCUCGUAUCAUCUCCCAAGUCGUCUAUUUCUUCCUUCGUGUAACAGUCUGGUCACUGCAACAUCGUCUUCGCAAUGUCGCUCAGUUCAAAGGCGCUUUUGCUCACCCUCGCAUCCCUGGCGUCCGCCCAAUACGGGCCAGGAGGGUCGUACGGACCUAGCGGAGGCGGAGGUGAUAGCAGCAAUCCGUUUAGCGGAGGAGGCAGCCAGUUCGGCGGCUUUGACAUCGCCAGCUUCCUAAACCAGCGCGAGAAGAUCCUCAUCGCACACGGCGUCCUCGCGUCCCUUGCCUUCGUCAUCCUCUUCCCCACGGGCUCGAUCCUCAUCCGGUUGGCUUCCUUUCCGGGGCUCUGGCUCGUCCACGGACUGUUUCAGCUCUUCGCGUACGUAGUGUACAUCGCGGCAUUUGGCAUAGGGGUCUGGUUCGUCAAGAACAUCCCCGUGAGCCUUCUCGACCACUAUCAUCCUGUGAUCGGGAUCGUGGUGUUUUGCCUGCUCUUCUUCCAGCCGAUUCUUGGAUUGAUGCACCACUAUCAAUUCAAGAAAUACAGCCGCCGGACUCUUUGGUCUUAUGGUCAUCUCUGGCUCGGACGGAUCGUCAUCACCCUCGGAAUGAUCAACGGAGGUCUCGGCAUGCUCCUCGCCACGGACACCGGCUACUUCGUGCCUAGCCGGGGGCAGAAGAUUGCGUACGGUGUUGUUGCGGGUAUCAUGUGGCUGCUAUGGAUGUUCUCGGCAAUCAUUGGGGAGAGAAGGCGAGCUAGGGCCCGGAAGAGUCCGGACUCAUCGGCGCGCAAGGAACAAUACGCGUAGGACUGUUCCGCACAACGUUCAGGGAUAUGGGCUCAUUGUGAUAGGGGACGGGGACCUCGCACUUGGAUAUGAACAUGCUCGACAGCAUGACAAUUGUAUCUAAUUGGGCAAGGGCUGGAUGACCUCAAAGCCUUCACGAGGAAAGCACGACGAGCCGAGAGUACGAGGACGAAUUGACAUGACCGUUAUGACGAGGCUUACUGAGAGAGGGAUUUGGCGUUCGGUCGGCGCAGAGCAAGA
This is a messenger RNA of Trematosphaeria pertusa, 1057 nucleotides long. RefSeq lists its product as uncharacterized. The coding region runs from base 80 to 817 and encodes 245 amino acids. The record is from RefSeq and is a predicted model, not a curated record. The transcript is spliced from 2 exons. NCBI's taxonomy places the organism in Eukaryota, Fungi, Ascomycota, Dothideomycetes, Pleosporales, Trematosphaeriaceae.